AUGCGCCUCCGACAGCAGCCUCGGCCCCCCAGGCGGAGCCUCACCCGCAAUCCCGAGUCCGGGUCCCCCAAGGGAGGCCAAUGGACCUCUCGCGGCCUCGACCCCGCUGCCAGGUGCUCGGCCCCCCUUGGGCACCCCGUCCCUCGCGCCGAGAGGUUGGAACAGCAGCCUACAGGAACAACGGAACAGAAAACAGCGACCAUGGAGAGUGAACUGGCCGCGAUUACGGUGUCAGCUAGGAUAUAUCCUUUCUGGAAAGAUAUGCCUAAGCAAUGGUUCAACCAGUUCGAGGCGAUCGUGGGUCCCCAGAAGAUGUCCAAAGAGGCAAAGUUCGACCUGGUAGUGGGCAAAUUAGGCCGAGAAGAACUGACCACGGUAGGAGACAUAUUAGAGAAUACGGAAAGGAAUUACGACACCCUGAAAGCUAGGCUCAUCAAGGCGUUUCAGGAAAGCGCCGACCGGCAGUUUAAUAAACUAGUGAAAGAAAUGGACUUAGGGGAACAGAAGCCGUCGCAGCUUUACAGAAGAAUGGCUGAAGCGGCCAGGGACGCUAACGUCGCAGAAGAGACUGUCCGGAGGUUAUGGUUGCAGAGACUCCCGACAGCAUCGAGGGCGCUCCUCGCAAUGGUACCAGAGAGCGCAAAGUUGGAGGAUCUGGCAGCGAUGGCCGACAAGGAGUCCAUGGGCUCGGGGGUGAUAGCAGCUGUAGCAACCCCGGAGAGCCAGUUGACCACGACGAUAAAUGCUGACCUGAUAAGUGGGUUCCGAGAUAUGGCUUUGGAAAUAAGGCAACUUAGGACUGAAGUGAACGAACUCAGGUCAAGGCCUCCGACAAGAGAUUUCCGUCGGAACAGGAACCGGUCGCGUUCAAGGUCGCGCGGCACGAACAGGAAUCCGAAUUGGUUGUGUAGAUACCACUUCAAGUUCCGGGAAAAUGCACGGAGCUGUACCCAACCGUGUGCCUGGGGCAGGCAGCAGCCGUCGGCAGGCGUAGCGCCGCCGACAGCAUAUACCUGGCAGCAGCAGUCGGCAGGCGCGGAGCCGCCGACCGCGUUCAACUGGCAGCCACCGCAGGGAAACUAG
Leguminivora glycinivorella is the source of this 1083-nucleotide messenger RNA. RefSeq lists its product as uncharacterized. Bases 1 to 1083 code for a protein of 360 amino acids. The record is from RefSeq and is a predicted model, not a curated record. The transcript has a single exon. Lineage: Eukaryota; Metazoa; Arthropoda; Insecta; Lepidoptera; Tortricidae.